AUGGGUAUCACUGCAUCGACUAAUCAAAAUAUGAACACAACAGACAACAAUAACAACAACCAUGUAAAUAGUAAUAAUAAUAAUAAUAAUAAUAAUAAUAAUAAUAUGAAUAACAGUAUUAAUAGUAGUGACGAAGAGAAGAAAAAAGAGAUCUUUUCAAUGGAUUUUUCAGCGUGGAAGAAAGAUCCGUUGGUAUUGGUCGAAUACUCUGUGUUAAUGUUUGAAGAGAUGGGCGUAGGAAAGGAACUACAAGUAAACAGAAAUGCACUUUUAUCAUACAUCACAAGUGUUCAAACAAACUAUAGAAAUAAUCCAUUUCACUCUUUUAAUCAUGCAGUUACCGUCACUCAAAUGGUAUUCCUUAUCAUAUUACGUUCAGAAUUAAAUGAAAAACUUACUAUAUUAGAAAAAUUAUCAUUACUCAUAGCAGCAGUCUCACAUGACCUAGAUCAUCCAGGAUUAACCAAUCGAUUCCAAAUCAAUAGUAAAAGUGAAUUGGCAGUUAAAUAUAAUAAUACAUCAGUGUUGGAGAAUCAUCAUCUCGCACUCUGUCUCUCUAUUCUAGGAGAUCAAAAGGAUCUACUUUGUACAUUGACAGAGACAGACAGACAUACACUCAUUGAAAAAGUAAAGAUUAUGAUUUUGGCCACAGACAUGGAGAAACAUUUUGCCUACAAACAAAAGUUUGAUGAAAUCAUACCAAUAUUUUCAUGGGAUGAUCAACAACACAGAGAUUUAUUAUUAAUAAUGUUAUUAAAAUCGGCAGAUAUAUCAAAUGAAAUACGAUCAUGGGAUAUAUCGACAAAAUGGGCACAUGCAUUGAUGGAAGAAUUUUUUGCACAAAGCGAUCGCGAGAAACAAGAAAAUCUUCCACUUACACCUUUUAUGCUCCGUGAACAAGUAGUAUUGAAUAUUACACAGGUUUCAUUUAUCGAUAAAUUUUUAUUGCCAUCUUAUCAAGCAUUGCAAAUUAUAUUACCUUCACUCAGUGUAUAUGUUGAUAGAAUCAACAAAAAUAGAAUACUCUGGGAACAACUCCCAAAAUAA
Messenger RNA from Cavenderia fasciculata, 1047 nucleotides. It is a transcript of the gene pde3, whose product is annotated as cGMP-specific phosphodiesterase. The record is from RefSeq and is a predicted model, not a curated record. Lineage: Eukaryota; Evosea; Eumycetozoa; Acytosteliales; Cavenderiaceae. The coding region runs from base 1 to 1047 and encodes 348 amino acids. The transcript is spliced from 3 exons. Gene Ontology annotation, molecular function: 3',5'-cyclic-nucleotide phosphodiesterase activity.